Molecule: messenger RNA, 1801 nt
Organism: Nicotiana tabacum (common tobacco)
Lineage: Eukaryota; Viridiplantae; Streptophyta; Magnoliopsida; Solanales; Solanaceae
Source: RefSeq, a predicted model, not a curated record
ACUAACUAGCAAAACUUUCCCUUCUUUGUGUGGAGGUUUGCAGUCGGCUGUCCAGUCGAAUCUGUACUAGGAGAGAUGGCGAAUCAGCUCUACGGCUAUAACCCUAGCAGCAAUGCGGGAAUAGCAGCAGGGAGCAACCUGUCUAGGACGACGACGAGAUCCAUGGACGACUAUCUCUCUACGGAUAAUAAUAAGCCAUUCCUUGGUUCCUCAAGUUAUUUUGGUUCUUCCGGCUAUUCCUUCUCUUCACCCACUAUGCUAUUUAAUCAAAGUGAUAGUUAUAACCCCGCUGCGAGUAAGAUUCCAGGUUUGGCGGCUUAUCAGUCCUCGUGGACUGCACCUCCUGGAGUCGAUGUUGCGCAGCCUCCUGCUGCCGACUCUUAUUUUUCUAGCUUGAAGCGCUCCUCCUCUGAUGCACUGUAUCAUCGGACACUUUUGGGUGCACGUAAUACAAUUGGGCAAGCUGAAGCUUGGUUUUCAGCCAAUCCUUUAGCCAAGCGCCCUAGAUUCGAGAGUGCAAGCAAUUUGUCUAUAUAUCCCCAGAGGCCUGGAGAGAAGGACUGUGCCCAUUAUAUGCAAACAAGAACCUGUAAAUUUGGAGAUAGCUGCAAGUUUGACCAUCCUAUUUGGGUUCCGGAGGGUGGAAUCCCAGAUUGGAAAGAGGUUCCAGUUAUAACUGAAUCUCUUCCUGAAAGACCUGGAGAGCCUGAUUGUCCAUAUUUUAUGAAGACUCAAAAAUGCAAGUUCGGUAAUAGAUGCAAAUUCAACCACCCCAAAGAUAAUACCGCUCAUUUGGGUUCUGUACAAAAUUCUGAUGUUUCUGUCUUGCCUGAGAGACCUUCUGAACCCUCAUGCGCGUUUUACAUGAAGACGGGGGCAUGUAAAUUUGGUGCUACCUGCAAAUUUCACCAUCCAAGAGAUAUACAAUUGUCAUCUCCAAAGCAAGAAAGUGGCUCUGCGGAAAACCCUGGAUCAGCUAAUAAUGAGAUGACUGAGGAUGUGAAUCUCAUCAAGCCGCUUUCUGUUCCAGCUUUAUUGCACAACUCCAAAGGCCUUCCUAUUAGACCGGGUGAAGUUGAUUGUCCUUUCUACCUAAAAACUGGCAGACACAGUAGAUACUAUAGGGAGCUACCUGUAGUGUUGAAUGAGUUUCUUAUUCUAGUUGCUAUACUAUUAUCUAAAUCAGCCAUGAAUUUCUCUUCUGAUAUUCUUAGUAUACUUGGAUCUAGUAAUUCACUAUCUUUCUUUUGCACAUCUUGCUUGGUCUGUCAUGUUGUCCAUCAGUUCUAUAUGAAAACUGGGGAAUGCAAGUUUGGUGAAAGAUGCAAGUUUCAUCACCCUCUUGAUCGUUCAGCACCAGUAGUGUCAGCAAAGGAUGUGCAGCAGCCAAAUGUUAAGCUCACUCUUGCUGGUCUACCAAGGAGGGAGGGCGCUGUACACUGUCCAUACUAUAUGAAGACUGGAAUGUGCAAGUAUGGGGCGACAUGCAAGUUUGACCAUCCACCACCUGGAGAGGUCUUGGGUAUGGCAACAUCGCAAGGGGCAUCCUUAUCUGUUGAGGGAGAAGAUACGGUUGAUGUGAAAGAGCAACAGCAGUAAGGUUAUGGCUGAAAGGCCUUUCUUGUAGUCACCAUUUUUUUCAGUUACUACUUCUGUUACCAUUUUAUAGCAAACUUAUGAUUUGCAAGGCAUAAUUUUUCUUGAUGAGUUCCUGACACUUUUAGAGUUCGAACAGUUUAUGUUCCACACCAGAUGAUGGAAGUUUUUAUAGCUAUAGUAUGCUUUUUAAUUUUGCACAAAA